Prorocentrum cordatum is the source of this 948-nucleotide messenger RNA. Lineage: Eukaryota; Dinophyceae; Prorocentrales; Prorocentraceae. The record is from the annotation of a GenBank genome assembly.
UGGCUCGAGACUGCCCGCAGAAGGGGCGAAAUCUGCCAACCACACGGGCCAGUCAUCAGCCGAGGCACUUCUUAGCCGAUGGCAGGGCGUGGCCGCAGCGCUUGCCUCGGCGCGGUGCUGGCGCUGCUGGCGCUGUGGGCGGCCGGCAGCGCCUGCGCGGAUGCGGUGGCGUUCGUGACGGCCGGCCUGGGCUGGGCCCCGCGGAGCGGGCGCACCGUGGCCAUGCAGGCCAUGAGGGGGUGGACCGCUGGCAACGUGCAGAAGGGGAACAAGGGUGCCGGCGGCCCGGCCAACAUGGGCGCCGCCAAGAAGGAGAAGAAGAGCAAGGAGAAUGACGAGGACCAGAAGACAAAGGUUCUGCCGACCUACAACAACGUCCCCGUGAUCUUCAACGGCAACAAGGUGACCGCGAUUAACGGCACCAUUAAGGAGUACAAGGUCGACAUCUGGUCGGGCGCUCACCCAGUGUGGCAGGGCAAGAAGAACAAGGUGAUGUUGGACGCCGGUUCGCUCACCAGGUUCCAGGACAAGUACGGGGCCAUGGCCAAUAUCUUCGGCGAUACCGGCCUCGAGCAGCUGGAAGAGAACAAGAGGGUGAAGGCUGAGAUGGAGGAGCGCCGGAAACAGGGCCUGCAGGUCUACUGAGUCCUGUCGCUGCCGUGCCAGUGCCAUGGGCAUUGCAGAAGGGUCAAGGGUGAGGAGGAGGGGAGGGAGGAGGGAGAGGAAUGACGGGGACGAUGAAGCGGACCCUGUUCUCAGGAUCCCUUCCCCCUCGAAGCGCGGCGGCACCGCUCGCGCGGCGUGGGGCCGUUUGGCCGACCCGUGCGCGCGCGCCCGCGGGCAACGCGCUGCGCCCGCCGCCGACGUCGCGCGCGCGCGAGCGCGGCUGAGUUCGACGAUCCCCUCUCCUCCGCCCUUCCUCCUCCUCCUCCUCCCGCCUCCUCCCCC